Messenger RNA from Aspergillus wentii DTO 134E9, 735 nucleotides. Its product is annotated as transferase hexapeptide domain protein. Gene Ontology annotation, cellular component: dynactin complex. The coding region runs from base 1 to 735 and encodes 244 amino acids. NCBI's taxonomy places the organism in Eukaryota, Fungi, Ascomycota, Eurotiomycetes, Eurotiales, Aspergillaceae. The transcript has a single exon. Gene Ontology annotation, biological process: mitotic spindle organization. Gene Ontology annotation, molecular function: dynein complex binding. The record is from RefSeq and is a predicted model, not a curated record.
AUGGAUCCCCAACAGAGUCAAUCCCGACAACACCUCAAACCACACCCUCACCACCCACAACAACGCGCCUCAUCCUCAGCAGCAUCCUCCGGCUCCGCGCCCUCAAUCCCCCGACCCCCUCUCUCAGUCCACCCUACAGUAACAAUAGCAGACGCCGUCGUAUUCCAAGGCACACACCCCAUCUCCAUCGGCGCCGGCACCAUCAUUCACCCCCGCGCCCGGUUCUACUCCUUCGACGGCCCCAUCUACAUCGGCGAUGGCAGCAUCAUCAGCGAAAAGAGCGUAAUAGGAAUCGCCCCCACCGCUCCUCCACCGUCCUCUACACAUGGUAGAGAAGGAAUCCCCAUCCGGAUCUCGAAUGCCGUCGUCGUGGGACCGCAAGCCUCCGUCUUCCCCGGCGCGCACAUCCACUCCUCCACAGUCGUCGAAUCGCUCGCGAUCAUCCACAAACGCGCAUCGCUGGGCUCGCACUCCAAAGUCUGUGCCGCGUGUGAAGUGCCCCCGAAUGCUGUCGUGCGGGAAUGGUCGGUCGUCUGGGGCUCUGGGACUGGGUUCGGACAGAGGAGGAAACGGGCCAAGGGAAAGAUGAGUUCCGCUGUAGCUGUGGCUCAGGGGAUUCAGGGUCUUGAGGGGAAGGUCAUUGAAGAUGCGCGGUUGAUUGUUUUGCAUAAGGAGAGGGAAGCGCUUUCUAGAAUGAUUGGAUCUUCGGCUGGGGCUGGGGCGAGGAGGAGGUGA